This is a messenger RNA of Parnassius mnemosyne (clouded apollo), 702 nucleotides long. The record is from the annotation of a GenBank genome assembly. Lineage: Eukaryota; Metazoa; Arthropoda; Insecta; Lepidoptera; Papilionidae.
AUGGGUUAUAAUUAUGAUAUAGAAUAUAUUGUUUCAACGAAAAAUUGUGCAGAUGCUUUGUCUCGGAUACCAUCGGAGGCAAGUACGAGUGAUACCAGUAAUGACAUAAAGUAUCUUAACUUUGUUGAACAGUUUUUACCAAUUACGAAUGAUGAAGUAAGAAAGGCUACCGCCAAAGAUAUACUACUCAAUAGAAUAAAAUUAUAUGUUGAAUCAGGUUGGCCUACGGUUUGUCCUGACGAAGAGGUAAAACCUUACUUCACGCGACGGUAUGAGUUGUAUGUCGAGUGUGGAUGUGUGAUGUGGGGUUAUCGGAUUGUUAUACCUACUAGUUUACGGUUAUUAAUUUUAAAGCAAUUAAAUAGCGGGCAUAUGGGUAUUGUUAAAUCUAAAAGUUGUACUCGAGGCUAUAUUUGGUGGCCACGCAUUGACGAAGAGAUUGAAGCGACGUGCCGAAAUUGCGAGACAUGUUCGCGGGAGCAGAAUGCACCACCACGGUCUCCUUCACACCCAUGGCCAUACACAUCUCAACCUUGGACCCGGAUCCAUGUUGAUUUCCUCGGCUCAAUAUUAGGUAAAACAUAUUUUUUGUUAAUCGAUGCAUAUUCCAAAUGGUUCGAAAUCGUAGAAAUGAGGCAAACUAAUGCCGUGAGUGGAAUAGGAGUUCUUCAUUGCAUGUUUGCGAUUUCGGGUUGCCUGUAG